Emys orbicularis (European pond turtle) is the source of this 1265-nucleotide messenger RNA. RefSeq names its product prolactin regulatory element binding (gene PREB). Gene Ontology annotation, cellular component: endoplasmic reticulum membrane. The transcript is spliced from 9 exons. Gene Ontology annotation, molecular function: GTPase activator activity; protein binding; guanyl-nucleotide exchange factor activity. NCBI's taxonomy places the organism in Eukaryota, Metazoa, Chordata, Testudines, Emydidae. Gene Ontology annotation, biological process: protein secretion. The record is from RefSeq and is a predicted model, not a curated record. Bases 1 to 1260 code for a protein of 419 amino acids.
AUGGGGCCCCGCCGGCCGCCCGAGCUCUACCGGGCCCCGUUCCCGCUCUACGCGCUGCAGAUCCACCCCCGCGGGCUGGCCCUGGCGGCGGGCGGCGGCGGCGCGGCCCGGACCGGCGUCAGGAACGGCCUGCAUUUCCUCCAGCUGGAGCAGAUUGGGGGCCAGCUUAGCGCCUCGCUGCUGCACUCCCACGACACGGAGACCCGGGCCACCAUGAGCAUGGCGCUGGCGGGCGAUGUCAUCGCGGCAGGGCAGGACGCCAGCUGCCACAUCCUCCGCUUCCGCCUGCAGGGGCCCGAUGAGAAAAGCGCCAGCAGCGCCCCCAGCAAGGCCGGCGGUGCGGAGAAGGGCCCCCGGAAGCGAAAGGCCCCCAGCCCCUCUGAGAAAGGCGAGGGCGACACGAGGAGCGAGGCAGGCGAGGUGGAGGUGGAGACGCUGUGCAGCGUGCAGACGGACUUCAGCCCCGACGCGCUGCAGAAGGCCGUGCGUGUCAGCGCGGACCAUUCGCUGCUGGCCACGGGCGGCGCCGAUGGGUUCCUCCGACUCUGGGAGUUCCCCAGCAUGAAGAAGGUGCGGGAGUUCAAAGCCCAUGACGGGGAGAUUGAGGACAUUGCGCUGGGUCCCGAGAACAAGGUGGUGACGGCGGGCAGGGAUUUCCAUUGUUGCGUGUGGCAGAGGGACCAGCUGGUGGUGCGGCUGCGCUGGGACGAGAACAUGCCGGGCGUCCCUGACAAGACCUACCGCUACCAGGCCUGCAGGUUCGGAGCGGUGCCGGACCAGGCCGAGGCGCUGCGACUCUACACGGUGCAGGUGCCCCACAAGCGCGGGCGCCGCCCCCCGCCCUGCUACCUCACCAAGUGGGAUGGAAAAAGCUUCCUGCCGCUGCUCACCCAGCCCUGCGGGGGCGAGGUCGUCUCCUGCCUCUCUGUCAGUGACUCGGGCACGUUUCUGGGGCUGGGCACCGUGACGGGCUCGGUUGCCAUUCACGUCUCCUUCUCGCUGCAGAGGCUGUACUACGUGAAGGAGGCGCAUGGCAUCGUGGUGACGGACGUGGCCUUCCUGCCCGAGAGCCGGCGGGGCCGGGAGCUGCUGGCCGAGAACGAGGCUGCCCUGCUCAGCGUGGCCGUGGACAGCCGCUGCAAGCUGCAUCUGCUGCCCCCCAGGCGCAGCUUCCCCGUGUGGCUGCUGCUGCUGCUCUGCGCUGGCCUGGUGGUGGCCACCAUCCUGCUGCUGCAGCUGGCCUUCCCCGGCUUCCUGUAGGCGUG